Abrus precatorius (Indian licorice) is the source of this 808-nucleotide messenger RNA. Its product is annotated as cytokinin riboside 5'-monophosphate phosphoribohydrolase LOG7. Gene Ontology annotation, biological process: cytokinin biosynthetic process. Gene Ontology annotation, cellular component: nucleus; cytosol. The transcript has 7 exons. The coding region runs from base 1 to 642 and encodes 213 amino acids. Lineage: Eukaryota; Viridiplantae; Streptophyta; Magnoliopsida; Fabales; Fabaceae. Gene Ontology annotation, molecular function: hydrolase activity, hydrolyzing N-glycosyl compounds. The record is from RefSeq and is a predicted model, not a curated record.
AUGGAAGAGACCAAAUCCAAGUUCAAGAGGAUUUGCGUGUACUGUGGAAGCAGUUCCGGCAACAAAGCUAGCUACCAAGAAGCUGCUGUAGAACUAGGCAAGGAACUGGUUGAGAGAAGGAUUGAUUUGGUCUAUGGAGGUGGUAGCGUGGGGUUGAUGGGUCUCGUUUCUCAGGCAGUUCAUGAUGGUGGGCGCCAUGUUCUGGGCGUUAUCCCAAGAAGUCUCAUGCCAAGAGAGAUAACUGGUGAUCCUAUUGGAGAAGUGAGAGCCGUAUCUGAUAUGCAUCAAAGGAAAGCUGAGAUGGCUCGUCAAGCCGAUGCCUUCAUUGCCCUUCCUGGGGGAUAUGGAACCCUUGAAGAAUUGCUUGAAAUCAUUACAUGGGCUCAGCUUGGGAUCCACAGCAAACCGGUGGGGCUAUUGAAUGUGGAUGGAUUUUACAAUUCCCUGUUGUCUUUCAUUGACAAGGCCGUUGAUGAAGGCUUUAUUUCUCCAAAGGCACGUCGCAUUAUCGUGUCAGCACCCACAGCCAAACAAUUGGUGAGGGAGCUUGAGGAACAUGUACCUGAGCGAGAUGAAGUUGUAUCCAAGUUGGUGUGGGAAGAAAGACUAAAUUACGUGCCUGAAUCAGAAGUUGCCAUGUGACCCAUCUAUGCGCUUAGUGGGCGAUUGAUGAACAUCAUGGAUUUUGGGUCUCCUAUAUUUUUGUUCUUAAAUGUAUUUUGGGUACAUAAUAGUCUCUAUAUAUGGGCAUAGGAACCGUAGGCUAUACAGCAUCUUCUUUUUUUUGUUUUUUCCCACUUAUAUUGAU